AUGUCCAUGACACUGGGGUACUGGGACAUCCGGCUGGCCCACGCCAUCCGCCUGCUCCUGGAAUACACAGACUCAAGCUACAUAUAUAAGGCACGGGGGACGGUGUACACAGCUCCUGACUAUGACAGAAGCCAGUGGCUGAAUGAAAAUCUAAGCUAGCCUGACUUUCCCAAUCUGCCCUACUUGAUUGAUGGGACUCACAAGAUCAAUGGUAUAACGCCCAUCCUGCGCUAUUGCUCCAAGCACAACCUGUGUGGAGAGACAGAAGAGGAGAAGAUUCGUGUGGACAUUUUGGAGAACCAGGCUAUGGACGUCAAUCAGCUGGCCAGAGUCUGGCUAUGCAGCCUGGACUUGGUGAAAGUGAAGCCAGAAUACUUGGAGGGACUUCCUACAAUGAUGCAUUCACAGUUCCUGGGGAAGAGGCCAUGGUUUGUUAGAGACAAGGUAAUGGGGGCAUAUCACCUUGUAGAUUUCCUCGCCUAUGAUGUCCUUGACUUCCACCGGAUAUUUGAGCCGAAGUGCUUGGAUGCCUUCCCAAAUCUGAAGGACUUCAUCUCCCGAUUUGAGGGCUUGGAGAAGAUCUCUGCCUACAUGAAGUCCAGCCGCUUCCUCCCAAAACCUCUGUACACAAGGGUGGCUGUCUGGGGCAACAAGUAA
Messenger RNA from Chlorocebus sabaeus (green monkey), 657 nucleotides. NCBI's taxonomy places the organism in Eukaryota, Metazoa, Chordata, Mammalia, Primates, Cercopithecidae. The record is from RefSeq and is a predicted model, not a curated record.